AUGCCGAUGGGCAUGGCUGUAUUCGAUAACGACGAUGUUCUCUCUCAGGAUCCUUCUACUUCGCGUAAGAUAACUCUCCCCUUCCUUGGGGCAACCUAUGCGUUCUGGAUCACUAACAGCUUCGCUUACCUGGACCUCUUUAUUGUGGUCUUGACCACCCUCACGCUAUCGAGAUGUUUUCGCAACCUCCGCGAGGCAUUCAUCGAAGAUCAUGAAGUGUCCUCCAGAAUUUCGUGCGACGCACGCUUCGCGUCUCAACCAGGAUCUAGCCUUGCUACAGUACCGCACACUGUUGAUCGAGAGCUAGAAGAGCCUUGA
This is a messenger RNA of Fibroporia radiculosa, 318 nucleotides long. RefSeq lists its product as uncharacterized. The transcript is spliced from 4 exons. The record is from RefSeq and is a predicted model, not a curated record. Lineage: Eukaryota; Fungi; Basidiomycota; Agaricomycetes; Polyporales; Fibroporiaceae. Bases 1 to 318 code for a protein of 105 amino acids.